Trichoderma gamsii is the source of this 1944-nucleotide messenger RNA. Its product is annotated as lysophospholipase. Gene Ontology annotation, molecular function: A2-type glycerophospholipase activity. Bases 1 to 1944 code for a protein of 647 amino acids. Gene Ontology annotation, biological process: glycerophospholipid catabolic process. Lineage: Eukaryota; Fungi; Ascomycota; Sordariomycetes; Hypocreales; Hypocreaceae. The transcript is spliced from 3 exons. Gene Ontology annotation, cellular component: cytosol; intracellular membrane-bounded organelle. The record is from RefSeq and is a predicted model, not a curated record.
AUGAGUCGUUUGGCGGCUUUGCUCGCGGCGGCGUCGCUACUGGCACCCACCGGAGCUUCAGCAGUUCCUCACGAUAUCGAAUAUCGUGACUUCAGUGAGCUUCCACGAUCUCUCGGAAGCCGGGCCACCGAUCAAUCUCCCAAGGGCUAUGCGCCAUCUACAGUUGAUUGUCCUAGCGAGCGCCCGGUGGUUCGUCUUGGCUCUACUUUGAGCCCCCAGGAGAAGGAAUGGCUGCCCCGGAGACGUAAUGAGACCAUUGCGCCUAUUCGAGCCCUUCUGGACCGCAUCUCCAUCCCUGGCUUCAACAGUGACAGAUAUCUAGCCAACGUCGAGAAGGAUCCCAAGGCUUUGCCCAACAUUGGCCUGGCCGUCUCUGGCGGUGGCUACCGUGCUUUGCAAAACGGAGCUGGAGCCAUUGCCGCCUGGGACGCUCGAUCGGCCGAUGCCAACUCGACUGGUAAACUGGGCGGUCUGCUGCAGAGUGCAACCUACAUUUCUGGUCUAUCUGGCGGUGGAUGGCUGGUUGGCAGCAUCUACACAAACAACUUCUCCACGGUCCAAGGCAUAAUAGACGCAGGUGCCUGGCAGUUUGACGAGUCGAUUCUUGCGGGUCCCAAAUCCGUCAGCCUGACAAGCUAUUACAAUGAAGUCUUUGACGAUGUUGACGCCAAGGACAAGGCUGGCUUCGAUCGCUCCAUCACCGACUACUGGGGCCGCUUCCUCUCUUACCAGCUCGUCGACGUCGCUAGCGGUGGCCCUGGCUACACCUUCUCUUCCAUUGCCGAGGACCCUGAUUUCAAAAACGCAAAGGCGCCCCUUCCUUUCCUGGUCGCCGAUAGUCGCCCGCCUGGAGAGACCAUCAUCUCCAACAACUCCACCAUCUUUGACUUUAACCCCUGGGAGAUGGGUUCAUCCGACCCGACUCUGAAUGGCUACAUCCCGCUCAAGUACGCCGGCUCCAAGUUCAACAACGGCGUGCUGCCCAAGAACGAAUCUUGCUUUGUGGGAUUCGACAACGUCGGCUACAUCAUGGGCACCUCCAGUACUCUCUUCAACCAGAUCAUCCUAUACCUCCAAAACGACAAUGGCACAAACUCCAUUGUUCCCAAAGGUAUCCCCGAUUUUGUCGUAAAGAUUCUCGCUGGUGUUUUAACUGGGCUCGGAAACGACAACAAUGACAUUGCCGACUGGACGCCAAAUCCCUUCAAGGGAUGGAACAACAAGACCAACCCCUUUGCCGACAACAACCGAUUGACUCUUGUGGAUGGUGGCGAGGAUCUGCAGAACAUCCCCUACCACCCUCAUCUGCUGCAGGAGCGCAAGGUUGACGUUGUGUUUUCUGUCGACUCGUCGGCCGAUACCAAUGGCUGGCCCGAUGGUGCCUCUCCCAUUGCCACCUAUGAGCGUGCAGUCACCAAAAUCUCCAACGGCACUGGAUUCCCCUAUGUCCCCGGCAGAGAGACUUUCCUCAACCUCGGGCUCAACACCAAGCCCGUCUUUUUCGGCUGCAACUCGACCAACGUGACGGACACGUCGCCCCUGAUUGUCUAUCUGCCCAACUACCCCUAUCAAUUCCAGUCCAACCUUUCGACCUUCCAGAUGACGUAUGCAAACGACGAGCGAAAUGCCGUCAUUACCAACGGCUGGGACGUUGUCACCCAGGGCAAUGCGACUCGCGACUCCAACUGGCCAGUGUGUGUUGGCUGCGCCAUGCUGUCCCGCAGCUUCGAGCGCACCAAGACUCCCGUGCCCGAAGCCUGCAACAAGUGCUUCCAGCAGUACUGCUGGAACGGCACGAUCCAAACGGGAACACCGGCAGACUACCAACCAAGGAUCUUGGACACGCCCAUCAAGAUUGACAGCAACAUGGGAGCGAGAUCUGCCAGCGGCGCAACGGUGAUGAUGGCGUUGGCGGCAGUCACAUGUGCUGUGCUGCUCAUGUAA